Messenger RNA from Boleophthalmus pectinirostris (great blue-spotted mudskipper), 1246 nucleotides. Its product is annotated as zymogen granule membrane protein 16-like. The coding region runs from base 395 to 1009 and encodes 204 amino acids. The record is from RefSeq and is a predicted model, not a curated record. The transcript has 11 exons. NCBI's taxonomy places the organism in Eukaryota, Metazoa, Chordata, Actinopteri, Gobiiformes, Gobiidae.
GUAUUCUGGCUCAUCUGACUCCUCAAAGCUGCUAAUACUCGGGCACCGCUUGGGCUUUUUCACUGUGAUGAUCUGAAAGAGAAUUCACAUGUGAUGUGGUACUGGACUCUUUUCUAAAUCCAUUGGGGGUGGGCGUGGCAUCUCAUUUGCCUCCAAUAUGACCAGACCAAUCACUGGGGUCAAAGUUUGGGAACACUACGACUACGAGGGCUGCAUCAGUCGAAUCCACUGCAUUGGAGGCUUUCAGGAAGAUAUGAUGAUGAGAGGAUCUAUUUAUUAAUAUUCGUGACCUCCAGAGGACGUUCUCUUUUUGCUGGCACAACAAAUGGGGAUGCCUUUAACUUCUAUCCAGUGCAUCCUGACUCAGAGCUGCAGAUGCUAAGUGGACGUUACAAUGGCGCAUGCAUCACUUCUCUGGCAGCUCACUGGGGAUUGCCCUACGAUGACAACUAUAAAUAAAACGACAUGCGUGAUCGGCAUCGCACAGAACGAUGAUCCAGUCUCUAUGUGUUGCCAUACUUUUUGUCAGCUGUGUAGCCAACAAUGUGGUACUGGACUCUUUUCUAAAUCCAUUGGGGGUGGGCGUGGCAUCUCAUUUGCCUCCAAUAUGACCGGACCAAUCACUGGGGUCAAAGUUUGGGAACACUACGACUACGAGGGCUGCAUCAGUCGAAUCCACUGCAUUGGAGGAAUCCAGUUUCGCUAUGACACUGAAUGGUCCGAUGUAACUGGGCGCACACAUGGCAUGACACAGGAGAUUGAGCUGUUUGAUGAAGAGUUCAUUAUCCAGCUUUCAGGAAGAUAUGAUGAUGAGAGGAUCUAUUUAUUAAUAUUCGUGACCUCCAGAGGACGUUCUCUUAUUGCUGGCACAACAAAUGGGGAUGCCUUUAACUUCUAUCCAGUGCAUCCUGACUCAGAGCUGCAGAUGCUAGGUGGACAUUACAAUGGCACAUGCAUCACUUCUUUGGCAGCUCACUGGGGAUUGCCCUACGAUGACAACAACAAAUAAAACCACAUGCCUACCUCUUGUGAUCUCCUCCAGUCUUGGUAGCUCAGGAAACUGCUGCUGGCGUAGGACAGAGUGCAAUCAGAAGCAGUCCCUUGGGGGUCACGAUGACAGGUUGGUUAAAAGUCACAGUGGAAAUGCUGUUUUGGGGGGAUACUGGACCCCUCCAGGUGGACCCGACAGCUGCCCCGUCCAUGGCUGUGCUGCUCUCUGCUCAGUCUCCGUGUGGAUGUGGACAUU